AAAGGUUGCAGAUAGACUACCUCAUGUUUUCAUUUUAACUGCGGACUAAUUCAGGCUGAUUCAAAAAGAAACUGAUCGAAAAAGUUUGAUCCUGACUGUGUUGGACUGUUGAAUCAUCUUCAUGGCGCUCCUCAGAGGUGUAUUUAUUGUUGGUGCCAAGCGCACUCCAUUCGGCACCUAUGGAGGUGUUCUGAAGGAUCACAGUGCAACAGAUCUGGCUGAGCACGCAGCCAAAGCCGCACUCGCUGCAGGCGGCGUGGCACCGGAGCUCGUGAACAGUGUCAUCAUGGGAAAUGUCAUGCAGAGCUCAGCUGAUGCACCCUACAUUGCACGCCAUGUUGGUCUGAGGUGUGGUGUUCCCAUCCCAGUGCCUGCUCUCACUGUGAAUAGACUGUGUGGAUCUGGUUUCCAGUCCAUCAUCAAUGGUGCUCAUGAGAUCUGCCUAAAGGAGUCAGAGGUGGUCUUGUGUGGGGGCUCAGAGAGUAUGAGCCAGGCCCCAUACGCUGCUCGCAACAUACGAUUUGGUACAAAGUUCGGAUUCGAUCUCAAGCUAGAGGACACUUUGUGGGCAGGACUGACUGACCUUCAUAUCAAAAUCCCGAUGGGCAUCACAGCAGAAAACUUGGCAGAGAAAUACCAGAUCACACGAGAGGAAUGCGACAACUACGCAUACCAGACGCAACAAAGGUGGAAGGCAGCUCACGAGGGCGGUCACUACACAGCAGAAAUUGCUCCCAUUGAUGUGAAAGCGAAGAAAGGAAAGGUGCCCAUGGCUCAGGAUGAGCACCCUCGUCCUCAGACCACACUGGAACAGAUGGCUAAACUGGCUCCUGUCUUCAAGAAGGGAGGGACCGUUACUGCUGCCAACGCGUCGGGUGUAUCUGAUGGUGCUGCUGCUGUGGUGAUUGCAAGUGAGGAUGCCCUGAAAGAACACAAGCUCACUCCGCUGGCCAGAAUUGUGUCCUAUCAUGUAUCGGGCUGCGACCCCAGCAUUAUGGGAAUUGGCCCAGUUCCUGCAAUCACUGAAGCACUCAAAAAAGCCGGUCUUUCUCUCAAGGACAUGGAUCUUGUGGAGGUGAAUGAGGCAUUUGCCCCUCAGUACCUGGCUGUAAGCAAGGCUCUUGGACUGGAUCCUGAGAAAAGCAACGUCAACGGUGGAGCUAUCGCCAUCGGACAUCCUCUCGGAGCUUCAGGAACACGCAUCACUUCACACCUGGUUCAUGAGCUUAGGCGACGAGGGGGCAAGUACGCUGUUGGCUCUGCUUGCAUCGGAGGUGGACAGGGCAUUGCUAUCAUCAUCGAAAAAUGCUAACUGAAGAAGCCGUACACUCAGAAGGUUGCCUGUAGAGGAAUGUAGUGUUCACACACACCGUCCACUCAAAAAAUAUAAUUGAACCAUACUAAAAUUAAACUAAAACUCAUUACUAUAAAUCAGGGCUGGGCAAUAUGGACAAAAUCAAAUAUUGACCAAAUACCUCAAUAUCACUAUUGCAACAAUAUUGUAGGGACGAGUAUCGGUGUGUUCACAAAAUAUUUACACAAUGAGAUUUUUGAUAAAUAAUCAUCAGUAAUGUGGAUAUUAGGGAUGAAUGAUAUCCCUAAAUAAAUCACAUCCUGAUUAUUUUAACAGACAUUGUGACUGCGAUAUGAAUUUAGUUGGAAUGGUAAUUUUUGCUUUUCAUCUUCACUGAAAACAAAUAUAUACAACUGAUGAUGAUGAUGAUGUGAUUUCUUGCUGUUUCUUUAUAUCUGGAGAAUAUGAUCUGUAGGCUGGGGCAUUUCUGUAGCACAGCAACGCUUCAUUUAUAAUAGUAUGUUGUGACACAUUUUACAUUUUAUUAAAAAAUUGCAGCUCCUAUAAUUUGGAUAUUGCACGGUAAAGAACAAUAAUACAACAGCUGGAACAGUUUGAUAUGUAGUCAAUUUACGGUAAUGCAGCCUUUAAACCCAGGAAAAGACAGCACACUUACAAUAUUACCAUAUCCAAAAUCAAUAAAGACUGUCUAGUCUUGUAUCACAGUAUCGAUAUAUUGCCCAGUCCUUCUAUAAAUCAGGCUUUGUUUUUGCUGCUUACUCUUUGUCACAGUCUUUUUAUACAAAAAUGUACAAUAAAUACUCCAGUCAGAGUUGCCUUGGAAGUGAAUAUUAAGAGCUAACUCCUGUUUCUGACCCACAUGUCUGUGUUAGUUGUACUGGUUUCUGUGUGUGACUGACAUACAGAGCUAGCUCCUUGGUUACAUUAACCCGUGUAGCAUAUUAUUAACAAGUACUGUCAGUGUUGAAAUAAGAGGAACUGCAAUAUUUGCCUUAAAAUGUUCUGAUCCACUCCAUUAUCAGGGAGCAGUUCUGCCGAAACAUGUCUGACCUGUGGUUUGUCCAGAAAAAAACAAUUUUGUAUUUCUGUUUCAAAAAGUCUCAAUAAAUUACAGUUUGGAA
Messenger RNA from Scomber scombrus (Atlantic mackerel), 2436 nucleotides. RefSeq names its product acetyl-CoA acyltransferase 2 (gene acaa2). The transcript has 10 exons. Gene Ontology annotation, biological process: fatty acid beta-oxidation. Bases 122 to 1312 code for a protein of 396 amino acids. The record is from RefSeq and is a predicted model, not a curated record. NCBI's taxonomy places the organism in Eukaryota, Metazoa, Chordata, Actinopteri, Scombriformes, Scombridae. Gene Ontology annotation, molecular function: acetyl-CoA C-acetyltransferase activity.